Drosophila nasuta is the source of this 4026-nucleotide messenger RNA. RefSeq names its product TGF-beta receptor type-1 babo (gene babo). Bases 697 to 2730 code for a protein of 677 amino acids. Gene Ontology annotation, molecular function: transmembrane receptor protein serine/threonine kinase activity; ATP binding. Gene Ontology annotation, biological process: protein phosphorylation; cell surface receptor protein serine/threonine kinase signaling pathway; cellular response to growth factor stimulus. Gene Ontology annotation, cellular component: plasma membrane; signaling receptor complex. Lineage: Eukaryota; Metazoa; Arthropoda; Insecta; Diptera; Drosophilidae. The record is from RefSeq and is a predicted model, not a curated record. The transcript is spliced from 8 exons.
CGAAGACGGUCACAUCGUUCGCUAAACUAUUCGCACGCAGACGGGUUUUCCGCUGAUUUCGUUAAACAAAAUUGCAUAUAUAGCAAAUAAAUAAUAGAAAUUAACGCAAGCACAACUGUGCACAAUACAAUUCAAGGUGCUGGCCACAAUUGUAAAUAAUAUUUGGUGGUAAAACAAGCCAGACAAGUGCCAAACUCACGUGAUGAAAAUACGGCUGAAAAAUUAUCCGUAAAGUGGGAGGGGGAUCAAGUUUUUCUAAUUGGAUUGCAAAAGAAGUGAAACGAAUUUUUUUGUGUGCAGUUUUGUAAUUGUAAAACAUGCGUGCCAGGUGCACCAUAUAAUGCCGAAUGGCCAAAAUAAAUGAAAAAAUAAAAAGUGCUGCUUAUGCUAAUUAAAUCGCUAAUCGAAUGUACAAACAAAAUGUAAGCUCGUUGCGGCGCAAGCAGAGCGCGAGUUUCGAGUCCUACACAACACAAUAAAUGCGCAAUAUAAAGCAAAUUAGUUGCCGUCUGCAGUCGACGUCGUCGUCAUCGUCGUCCUUGUCGCCGUUAUCGUUGUUGUUGUCUCCUUUGCAUAGUUUUGUUUGUGUCGUCAAGAACAACAACAGCCAGAAGAAGGAGCACAAAUAAAUUUUGCUGCCCUCACAGACUUUGAGCUUACGCGCUUGUGUGCGUGCACGUGUGCGUGUGUGUGUGUAUGUGUGCGUGCGUGUGUGUACGCGGAAAACAAAAGAAAAAUCACAAUAACGAAAACAAUAACAUGGCGAACGGUCAGCGAUUAUCAAAAAGGAAAAGAACAAUCAAAAUGUGGCUGUGGCUUAAGCUGCUCUGCCUGAUGGCUCUGCUCCAUGUAAUCGGCGCCUCUCCAAUUGAACUUGUCAUAAAUACCACAAAUGAAGCAACAAAAAUUGGCAACAAAGCUUUGCCCGAGGCGGCGGCGGCAACAGCGACAGCAGCUACAACAACAAGAAAAGCGACAAGAACAACAGCAACAGCAACAACAACAGCAGCAAAUGAAACAGCUGGUGCUUAUCUAACUAAAUCGUCGCUGUCGUCCGCUGAUAACAGCGGCCAUGGCAACAACAACAACAACAACAGCAGCAGCAACGGCAGCGACAACAGCGCAGUGUCAAUUCAAAUGGCAGCCGCAAAUGAAACGGCUGCUGUUGCUGCCACUUCGCUGCAACAAUCAUCGAUGCCCACUUACGCGCCACUGCACAACAAGAAGCACGAAAAAAUUAUCAAAUGCCAUUGUGAUAUCUGCAAGGAAACGAACCACAUAUGCGAAACGGAUGGUUAUUGCUUCACUUCAGUGGAGAAGGAUAACGACAACAAGAUAAUCUUCAGUUUCCGCUGCCUCAACAUGUCGCAGAGCUUUCCGCCGGGCCGUUUCAUCUGGUGUAACGAUGGUCGCCAUGGCGGACCGACAGCACGUCCGGCCGCACCUCGUGGCGGACACGGGUGUUGUAAUGAUCGUGACUUUUGCAAUAAAGAUCUGCGUCCCGUUAUCAAGUACUAUGCGCCGUCCAUGGAUAAAACCAACUCGGUUGUCUACGAAGAUUUUCUACCUAAUAAGACGCUAAGCAGCUGGGAAUUGGUGGCCAUCAUUGUGAGCGCCACGUUAAUCAUCUGUCUGUCUGGCACAGCGACUUGGUAUUAUUGCCAGCGUCGCAAGCAAUUGGCCAAUGGACGACCGUUUGCCAAGGAGGAUUCUGUCUAUGAUCCCAUACUGAAUGGCAACACGACACUGCACGAUAUCAUUGAGAUGACCACAUCCGGAUCUGGUUCAGCUGGUCUGCCGCUCUUGGUGCAACGUUCGAUUGCACGACAAGUGCAGCUGUGUCAUGUUAUUGGCAAGGGACGAUUCGGUGAGGUGUGGCGUGGUCGCUGGCGUGGCGAGAAUGUUGCCGUCAAGAUCUUUUCCAGUCGCGAAGAGUGCUCCUGGUUCCGCGAGGCAGAAAUAUAUCAAACUGUUAUGUUGCGACAUGAGAAUAUCUUGGGUUUCAUUGCAGCAGACAACAAAGACAACGGCACUUGGACUCAGCUCUGGUUGGUCACGGAUUACCACGAGAACGGCUCACUGUUUGAUUAUCUGACCACACACACUGUGGACACCAACACCAUGCUGAACAUGGCACUGAGCAUAGCCACUGGAUUGGCGCAUCUGCACAUGGAUAUUGUGGGCACACGUGGAAAGCCAGCGAUUGCCCAUCGCGAUCUAAAGUCAAAGAACAUACUGGUCAAGACGAAUUUGAGCUGUGCCAUUGGCGAUUUGGGGCUGGCCGUGCGACAUGUCGAGAAAGAUGAUUCGGUGGACAUUCCAUCCACACAUCGUGUGGGCACCAAGCGUUAUAUGGCACCUGAGGUGCUCGACGAGAGCAUGAAUGCCCAGCAUUUUGAUUCGUAUAAACGGGCUGAUGUCUAUGCCUUUGGCUUGAUACUCUGGGAGAUAGCGCGUCGCUGCAACAUGGGCAUGAUCUUUGAGGAAUACCAAUUGCCCUACUGGGAUGCCGUGCAGCCCGAUCCCAGCAUUGAUGAGAUGAAAAAGGUGGUAUGCAUUGAGAAGAGUCGGCCGAAUAUACCAAAUCGCUGGCAUGCCUCCGAUGUGCUGCACAACAUGGCCAAGGUCAUGAAGGAGUGCUGGUAUCCCAAUCCCGUGGCACGUCUGACUGCGCUGCGGAUCAAGAAGACGCUUGCCAGUAUACGUGUGGAGGAUAAGGUCAAGAACUGAUUGUGGCUCUAGUGCGUAGCCGAAUGGAAUGCGUUUUAUUUAACUCUGACUCUGUACAUCGCACCUGUGUAACCUGUAACCUGGUCCCGUGUUACCUUCAAGCGACAAGCAGCAAAAACAAAAACAAAAUCUAAAUCUAAAUACAUAUAACCUAAGAGAAAACGAAGCAAGCAAGCAAGAAACCCACAACUAACAAAUACUUUGUACAUACUUAGGUCUUAACAAAUAACAAUCGCCGCCUACCACCCCCCAGCCCAUCCCUGAACCCAUUGCCGCUUUUGGAUAUGACUCGUAAUCGCAUUUAGUUAAUUUUCCUCAUAGUUCUUUCUUUUGCUUUUUUACUUUUGUACAUAUAAUUUUUUCGUUGAAAUUGUUGCUGAGAAUUGCUUCAUUUCACGGCCAGAGACAAGAAAAAAAAACGAGGAGCAGAAUGCGGCGCGCCACAAAACCGUCGCACUGCCAUUAGUGCUAAAUGAUUAGAGCAUACGCAUACAUACAAAACAUAUACAUAUACGUAUACGUAUAUUUUUUAUAGCCACUGUUCACAAAACUAAAACAAAAUACAUACAGUUAAAAGACUUUGCCAAGACUGAGCAGCAGUGAGAGAAAAGCAAAAUCCAAAAAGAAAACAAAAAAAGUAAAAAAAACGAAAACAAAAACAAAACAAAAAAGAGAAAUACAAAUAGAAAACAUAUUACAAAAAAGUGGAAUAUAAAUUACAAACUUGCAGGCAACUUUUGUGCUGCAUUAUAUCAAUAUACGAGUAAUAUACAUACAUAUAUAGAAGUAGCGAUUAUACACAUUUAGAGAAUACAUUUAUAUAGACAAUGAGAAAAGAGGAUUCAACACAUUUUUAGGCGUUUAUCGUUGACAAAACUCAGGAACUCACGAAUUACAAUAAAAACGAAAUUGAUAAGCGAAAAUACUGAAAAUGAAAAUACAGUUUAUGAAAUACAAAAUAAUAAUUGGCGCGCCGCCUGCUCAUCACAUGCUGCAUGCCCCAUGCCCCAUUGCCCCAGCUAACCUUCCCCAAAUAUACAUACGUCCACAGUGCUGCUCAGCGUACAAUGUGUGCGACUCCCAAGCUGUUUACACAGAUACACACACACACACAUACAGAAAAUACAUAUACAUUACUCUAAAUAUAGACAUUGUUUUUGCGUUUAAGUUCUUAUCAGCAAUUUCUGUUGUUGUUUUCAUAUCCUGGAACUCACUCCCUUUUUGUAUAACCAAAGCUUGUUCUUCCUAUUUUAACUGUAAUAAUAAUGCAAAAAAAAAAAAAAAAACAAAACUAAA